AUGUCGUCCUACGGCGCCAUAAUGCCCACAGCGGCCCGCGGCCUUUUCUUGUCAUGCCGCCCAUCGCUCCGAGAAAAGUCAAUUGUUCCGGCGCUAUCUGUCAUUCAGCAGGUUCGCGGUGUCAAGAGCAACCCGCAGGCUAAGGGCAAGGGGAAGAAGGAGACCAAGGUCGAUCGGAGAGGGCCUCGUGAAUUCCGACAAAGGAACCUGAAAGAUAUUGAACAGUAUGCGCUGUGUGAUGCAAUGCGCUAUCUCCGGGCAAUGGAAGUCGGUCGCGAGCCCACAGCAUCGAAGUACGAAGUGCACAUUCGUAUUCGCACAAAGAAAGACGGUCCAGUCAUCCGCAACAUGAUCCGAUUCCCCCAUGCGGUCCAAACCGAAUCCCGUAUUUGUGUCAUCUGUCCCCCCGAAUCCAAGCAAGCAAAGGAGGCGCUUGCGGCAGGCGCUGUUCUUGUUGGUGAAGACGAGGUUUUCGAGGCUGUCAAAGCUGGCAAGAUUGAAUUCGACCGAUGCCUUGCCCAUCCUGAUAGUUUACCGGCGCUCAACAAAGCUGCGCUGGGCCGCGUCCUUGGUCCUCGAGGUCUGAUGCCGAGUGUGAAGACCGGUACCGUUGUGGAAGAUGUUGCUGCUCGUGUGGAGAUGUUGCGUGGAGGUACUACCUACCGAGAGCGUGAUGCUCUGCGCGACAACCUGCGUACCACAAUCGAGCAGAUCAAGAAGGAUGCUUCUGGGCUCAAUGAUCGCAUCAACAAGGAGAUCUACGAAGUGGUGUUAAGCUCCAGCCACGGGUCCGGAUUUAGCUUGAAUGGCGAGUUCAAGUCGGACCACUCCCCCGAAACCUCUGCCUUGACUGGCGUGUAA
This is a messenger RNA of Penicillium macrosclerotiorum, 861 nucleotides long. Its product is annotated as mitochondrial 54S ribosomal protein uL1m. The record is from RefSeq and is a predicted model, not a curated record. Bases 1 to 861 code for a protein of 286 amino acids. NCBI's taxonomy places the organism in Eukaryota, Fungi, Ascomycota, Eurotiomycetes, Eurotiales, Aspergillaceae. The transcript is spliced from 4 exons.